GAGGCAGUCGGAGCCACAUGAGCUGACAUGAGUGCUGGUGAAGUUCAGGUGUGAGCAAACGGGGGAGGGGAGUGCGGGGGCCAGCGUGCCGCUUCAGGCCGUCUGGGCCUCGCCCACUGCGGGACAAAGCUGCCCGGUGCCAGCCGACCGCCCGUCUGCCUGGAGAAACGCCAUGUUGUCCUACAGCGGGAAGCCCAGCGAGGCAGCAGCCAAAGGGAGCCGGAGAGAGGUGACGUGCUGCUCCUCAGGCAGCAGACGGGCCGCGGGGCGAUUGUCCAAACACCGGAGGCCCUCAGCCCCUCUGUACGUCAAACACCACAAAGGUGCUGCUGCUCCUUAACAGGGGGCCGCAUGUGCUGCUUACCACAUGCUGUAUAAACAAACACUGUUAAUAUAGCAGUCCAGCAGCAGGCCCCCCCAGGAAGGGGCAGGGCAGGGCAGCCAUCUUUAUGUAUCGUGCCUUCAUAGGGUUAAACAUAUCCAAAGCAUUGGGACACCCACAUACACAGAAACACAACAUGAAUAUGGAAGCGCCAGCCAGCUGAACUGCAAGCAAACCCGAUAUACUGAGACCAGAAACCGUGGAGUAUAAAGGCAGCGGACAUUAAAUUAUGGGAUGGAGGAUGUGAUGAUGAGUAGUGAUACUAAACAGCGAAGGAAGGACACAGACGCCCACCACCACCCUAAGCCACAUGGGCCACCCACCCACAAGCAACGCUCAUCACACGUCACACUAUGAAUGUUUAAAACUACAUUAUGAAGCGAGGUUCACCCAAAAGCCAGGAUGUCAUUUCACAUUUGUUUAUUUAACAGACACUUUUGUCCUGACUGACAUACAAGCAAGGCAGGUAGUACAAGCAUACAGCCGCCAGCAUGGAUGCAGAUGCUGCUAGGCAGCCCUAACAAUGACGUGAUGCACAAGGGGCAAGAGCCAAACAGGCUGUAACUGCAGAGACUAUACAAAUAUAAAGCUAUUCAAACAGCAUCAAGAGAAGCAGGCAGAGUGUAAGUGUGAAAUACAGGAAGAGCAGUCAGUCAGAAGGAACAGAGAAUGCAAACAGAGCCCCAGUGAGGGUCCGUGUCAGGGACAGAGCCCUGGUCUAAGGGUGAGGCUGUUUAAAGCUUUACCUGAGGCGACGUUCCCUAAAAGUGGCAGUGGACUCUGCUGAGCAAUAACUCACUCUGACCUGAAAGCAGGGGCAGGCUGGUACCACGACAUUAUGUGCGGGGGAGUGUGGUCAAUGCUGCGAUUCUCCACCAGACCAGACGGAUGUUCCACAAAUUAAGAUCUCAGAUAGAUGGGUUAACUUAAGCUAGAAGUCAUGAUUGUCCAAUAGGAAAGCUCCUUGCGUAAACUUUUACGCAAGGAGCGUAGGUUAGGUUAAUCCACCUAAGAAAUCCUACUUUGUGGAACACCCCCAAAAGAGGGCAGAUGUACUGCAACAAACACAAAUACAAACAGUGAAGUGAAUCGGUAAUGGAUUUUUAUGAGUAGUUUUAAAGUUGUUAGUCUAGGAUUGAGCACUACUAAUAAUAACUGAUACUUUAUUGAUCCCCAUGAGGACAAAUUUAACCAGACCCCAGCAAAUUGUAUUGGCAAGAUUUCAAAAUGGAAUAGUGUUGCUUAUGAGAAUACCAUAUACCACGAUAUAAUGUCUGGACAGUAUAAAUUAUCGGGACAUUACAUACCUUUGCACCUCCUACAACAAUAAUUCAUCUUCCUCUACUCUUGGUUGACCUCAACUCUGUAAAAGUCAGUGCUGCCACAUGCUGGAAACCCCUAAUCAAUUUCUUUGCACAUAUGCAGUUCAAGCACAUGGACACGCAUGAUCUCUGUAGGACAGAAAAAAAUCUGGAUUACAUGCGCACCAUCCACAGCCGUCUGGCACAAACCCCUGGUGACAAACAUCGUCAUCUGACCCUGUAUGUGACUGAAAAUGUAUGUGGAAAAGCGGAGCAUGAAUUAGCCAUUAGUGCAAGGUGAUGCUGGCAUGAUUAUCUUGGUGAAAAUCUGACAGCCUCACUGCGCAUGGGGCUGUGGGAGGAGGGAAACGUGGAAGGUCUGCUCUAGUUAAAUGUCUUAAGCUCUGGUUCAGCCUAAACGCCAAGAUGCCAAAGUCAUGGAGCUGAUGAUCAACAUGCCAAAAACAGACAUGACAGUGACUGCGGUCUGAAGCCAGUCAGUACGAUUGGGCAGCACGUAACCCAGCUGCGAGCCCUGCCAUGAGAGUACACUCCCACUUGCUUUACUAAGGGAGAACAGAAAUGUAUUAGAAUGACUUCAGUAGGUGGUGGCUUGUAGUCUGGAUGAAUCCUUACACAAAGAUGUAAAAUGUUCAUAUUGUAUAUAACUAAUGUAUGAGAGCGAAAAAAAAUAUGAACCAUAUAGUGAAGAUGGACAAACUUGACAUGACUGAGGGUUUUGCGGGGGUAGCGAGUGUCGGUGAUCACCUGCGGCCACAAGCCUGACUGUCACAGACUCAUGUGCUGCUCCUCUCCAUCACUGCCCAACACUGCUGUCGGCGUGGGCCGUUCUUCCAGCCUUCAGCGCGGCCGGUCCUCCCCUUCCAGCAAAGCAGUCAUUCAGGUUCUCCGCCUGUGUACAUGUUCAAAUUUAAGGGGGGUGUUUUAUUCAAAAACUGGGUAUGACACUGAGGUUUUUAAAAUGGAGCUUUGGAAAGGAAGGGCUGUCAGGUUCCUGCCCCACACACACACACACACACGCCUGGGAGACACAUGCUGAAGACAUCGCUGUCCACCUCGCAGGACCAGGAGUGCGGCCAGUGUGAACACACACAUAUAUAUAUGUGUAUGUGUGUGUGUGUAAAACCCUUUUAAAAAGUAUAACCAAUCAAAAUGCAAACCACACUUCCUGCUAAUUGCCCAAGGGAAGCAGUCUGUGGGAUGUUAUUCAUAACAUUCCCCCCCCCCCCCCAGUUUGGGAGGGGUGAGCUGUGCGUUAAACUUCCAUUCCCUACACCCACUUGUCAAACACUGUGCCAUACUGCAGCCAGUGCCCCCCCCCAAAACCGCAUGAAGUCAGCAUGCAGUCCAAGUGGUUCAGAGUGACUUAACCUUUCCAGCCUGUCUUGGCCAAUGGGGAUGUGUGUGUGCGUGUGUUUGGGUUGGGGGUAGAGUUUUGUACAGCGUGUGUCAGUAUCUCCCCCUCCCAACCUCUGCUUUUACAUUACCACAAAAAAAGUCUAUAUGUACCUUGUAUUGAAAUGUAUAGAUUGUGAAAUCUGUCACUGUCAGAAAGAUUACAAAAUAUAAAUUUAAAGUGUAAAACUGAGAAAUGUACAAAAUAUGAAAGAGAAACUCUAGAAAGAAAAGUAAUAUUUUGUUUGUAAUUGUUAUGGAGGAGGGAUACCAGACAAAAUAUCCAAUGUAAUAAUUUUAGUAAAAAAAAAAUUGAGAGAACUUUCCUGUGUCUUAAGCACCUUCACAUUUCAUACCUAGUACCCCUCCGUGGCUCUUCCAAACGCUUUGGCGCCAUCCCGUGGUCAUAUAGCGUUAAUACAUAAUUCCAUCUUAGCUGACCCGUAUGACGCUCACCUGAGGCAAAGCCUGGUCACCAUGUAUUAACUAAAUACACGCCACUAUUUGAAGGCAAACUGUAUUUAGUAUUAAAGGAUUCGAUGACCUGAGUAUUUUGCAAAAGGGACCGAGUAUUGAUGAGCUGCGAAACAUUUAACCUCUACUCAAGAUGCCUUGAAGAAGCAGUGCCAGUCAACCCAUUAGGCGACAUACGCGGCCGCCUAGGACACCUUGUUCUGAGGGGGCGCCGACUUAGCAAAACAAUUUCAAUUUGUCCCGGACGGUGGGCGCCGGCGGCACAUGGACUUCGACAGGUACUGCUGAUGAACGGUGGGUCUGGCCUAAAAUCAGCGACCACAAUCUGUCAUUUUCGCCGUAUCCGUAUCAUUUUAGCAAAAUUUUAAUAGCCGUUUUAAAAUGUUUUUCUCUUUUAGCCUGCAUGGUCAGCAAAUCUUAACAAGCGACAGUGAUUUCAUUUCUUAUUAUGAACUCUACUGCUCAGUUAUUCAUCAGCAUAAUUAUGACGAUGUGGCAUUUGGGAGUUAAACUUCGACACAGCGGAGAGAGUCGAGGACAACUAAUGGAAUUAUAUAGCAGUAAAACGCGCAGGUAAAAAUCCCAUUAUCCCGAAGUGAUUUGGCCCGUAUGGGCCGCCGUCAGCGUCAAAAUCGGCGUACGUGUACGACACUGACAGUGGACAGUGUUUGGACUCAACGGCGUCCUACCCGCGUCGGACUAGUAGGGGAGAGGCGAUCAGCUUUUCUAAAGUAUUGGCGCACGGCACAGGCGGAUUUGCCGGGACACCAGUUCCGUGCUGGGAUUUCUUUCAACGGCUGUCAGUAAAUGGUGUGCGCCAUUUCAGAAAUGAAAACGUCGCUUGAAGCAUAAAGUAACAGGGGGCGAAAAGGAGAAAAACAUACAUUGUCUUAUAUCGUCUUGUGCACUGCAAAGGCACAUUUUUUAAAACUUCGCAUUUUAAUACUCUUUAAACUGCAUUUUUACUGGAUUCUGCGUUAAUCUGUUUCACUGCGAGACGAAAGGAUUCUUACGUUAAGGCUUUUUCACUUAACUGUGGUUUGGAACCCCGGGACGGCGUCAGUUUCUCUAGCGUGUAUCAUGAAGCUGACCUGUCCACGGGAAAACAUACAUGUUAGUAGCCGAGUCGCUUGGAGGAGAUGAUCAUGGCCGUGUGGCGUGCCCUGCUGCUCUGCCUGACCCCGUCCCUUUGCCGCCCCGGGGGGACCAUAGGGCAGCAGUGCGACGAUGUGAAGCGUCUGGCGGAGAAAGACCUGAUCCCAGACUCCAUGCUUAGAUGUUCCGGACCAUCCUGGCCGGAGCCCAGUCAGAUACUCCCCAGUAUUGACAGCAGUUACACGCCGCAGCCGCCGCUGCCCGUCUGCAUGGACUCGCCCAUAUCUUACAGUCACACCAUCCCCAACAGUGGGGCUCACCGGCCUGUCGGAGCACGAAGUGGGGAUUACCUGUACUGCCCACCGCAGCGCUGGAUGCACAACCUGCGGCAUGGAGCCGCUGUGCUGCUGUACCAUCCCUGUGCCUCCAUUUCCCAGCAUUCCCGCCUGUCACUCUUCGCCCGUUCCUGUUUGUCCCAUUACAUCAUCACUCCUUUCCCACAGCUCAGCAUACAGAGACCACUCGCCAUCGUCACCUGGGGGCGUACACUGCAGCUGUCCCAUGUAGGUGCAUCAGAAGCCUGUGAUUGGCUGGGCCAGAAUGCAAAAGCAGCUGUCCAGACCAAGGCUAGAGGGAGCUACAGCCUGCUUCUGACACGGCCAGCAGACUCCAGAAUGCUCUGGGCCACAGGACAGGAGGACACACAGCGGGCUCUGAGGCGAUGCUGCUUGGAGACACUCUCCCUGCCUGUGGGGAACAGAACUGCAAGAGGGAAGAUGGGGUGGAAGCAAAAGAGGUGGCGAAGGGAGCUGGUCAGCCAAGGAGCAGCAGGAAGUACAGCCAGGGGAGCAGCGAAGGAGAGCAGCGCCACGGGUGGGAUGAAGGUCCAACAGCUGCCUGGGCUGGCAGCCAAACCCGAGACCAGGAAGGGAAAUCGCAACGCUACAGAGGAGCCGCCACCAGACAAUGGGCAUGGGGCAGGAAGGGGCGGAGCUAGGGAGGUGGCAGAGCGGCAGGAUUUAAAAACGGGGGGAGGAGAUAAAGGGGAAGGUGUGAAUGGUAAAGGCGAAAUGAGAGGUGUCAGUGGGGAGGCAGGGAAGGAGAGCCAGAGGCACAGGGUAAAGACCCAGAAGGAGGCCCCACUACAGCCUGGCAGUCCCCAGUGCGUGGGUGUUCAGGCAGCCUUGCCAGUGGCCAGCAGCGGGCAGAGCCAGUGGGUACCCACCCCGCGCACAGACGAAGCAGCCUGGGCAGCGGCAGCACUGGGCUUCCUGCUGGUACUGCUGACGCUGGCGGUUCUGCACACGCGUCUCUACCGGCACUGGCGUCGCCCACCCAGCCUGUACUGGCACCAGCCCGAGCAGGACCACGACAGCGUGGCAGAGGUGAUUCGCCGGAGGCUGAAGAUGAUGGGCCAGAGGAGGAAGAGGACGGCCAGCCAGCGCCGGGAGUACAGCCUGCUGCCCAGCUCCAGCAGCGAGGAGUCUGACUGACGCUCUCCUCUGGAAGGACUCGGACCCUGUGCUCUGCACAGUGCAAACUGCUUUAAACCCUGAUAUGCACUCCUAUGGGAGCAUCAGUAAGCUGUGUGCUUACCAGCAGCCCGUAUAACUCAGCAGAGAUGUAACCGGUUUAUCUGUGUGACCAUGACGACAUGUUCCGUUGGGAGCAGCCCAGCCUUUCUGAGCAGGAUGACACCUACUUUCUGUGUAGUGACGUCUUUACAGUGUUUGUCCAUGUUGCCAUAAAAACAGAGACGACGCCGUUCUCUGUGUUCAGCUCUACGCUGCUCGUUCUAGACCAGCGAGGGCCCAGCCUUGCAGCGAGCACGACACAGGCGUACAAAGAAAGUGCGAAUCACUGCCUACAUCACCACACGGUGGAGUGGUGGAAGUGCGGGGGGCUUCCAGACAGAGAGGGGGCGUGGGACCUGAGACUCCAAACGCUACGCACACGGAGCCUGGUGUUCAGGCCACAUCACAGCAGUAGGAGCUCUGUGUCCAGCCUUUAUUCCCACCUGACCCCACUGGGUCGAUUGUUGGUAUUUUUUAACAUCUUUUUACAUGUAUUUUAAAUUGAAAGAGCACAAUAAAAGUGUUUCUAUAAUGUAAUCAUA
Messenger RNA from Paramormyrops kingsleyae, 6784 nucleotides. It is a transcript of the gene tp53i13, whose product is annotated as tumor protein p53 inducible protein 13. The record is from RefSeq and is a predicted model, not a curated record. Gene Ontology annotation, cellular component: cytoplasm. NCBI's taxonomy places the organism in Eukaryota, Metazoa, Chordata, Actinopteri, Osteoglossiformes, Mormyridae.